Molecule: messenger RNA, 2283 nt
Organism: Liolophura sinensis
Lineage: Eukaryota; Metazoa; Mollusca; Polyplacophora; Chitonida; Chitonidae
Exons: 3
Coding region: 1-537 (178 amino acids)
Source: RefSeq, a predicted model, not a curated record
AUGUCCAACCGCAGGGCUGAUACAGCUCCCAAGUACAACAAAAAAGGAAAGGAGAAAGACUUACAAGUUGUUCUCCAAGGCAUUGAUCUGCCUCAGCCCUCCAUGGCGCACCACAGCCAAAAGAUAAGCCAGCUACUUUCAGUGUGGGACAAGGUGAAACAUUUUCAUUCCCAGACCCUCCAGAUACAGCAGCACUUCCACAUGAAACUGCUGUGUCCUCUAUUAGAGUGUGGCCAAGUAUUUCACCUGUACCCAUAUUACCCUCUGUAUCCCGUUGUUUUCCAAAACAUCAAGUCAACACCAGGUCAGGCUGUGCCCCCAUCGUCUCAAGGUAUGCCUGAAAGAAAAGAAGGGGCGCCCAAAAGAAAGUACAUGAGAAAAACAACGUUGGUGCGAUGCGAUGGAGAGGAGAGAGUCCCCCCACUACAUCAGCAGUUCAUGGGCUACAGAUACGGUGCAAAGACACAAGCAAUACCAUUUGAAGAGUGGAGAAGAAACCUUCAAUCCCAGGGUGUUGCAAGGAAGAGGACUACUUAAGCAGUAUGCAGAGAGAAAAGGAAUCAGGGUGAAAAGAACUAAAAGUAUAUAUCCGUAAAAAAUUUGAAUGCUGCCUAUUGUGUCGUAGUCUAAAGAGAUGUUGACAUCUUGAUGACAAUGCAGAAUAAAACUUAUUCAGAAAGCAUCAGUGGAUAAGUUGAUAAACCUGUAACAUUGAGUGACAUCGCUUCUAUGGCACAGUAGGUUCCAAGCCCUUGUAAAAGCAGAGGAGAAAUUUUUUGCGGUCUCAAAAUAGCACUAGUGCAUGACAACUGUGAUUGCCACAACAAACUGUAGAUUUAUUUUCACUUGAGAAUGAUACUUUCAAGAAAUAUGAAAUGAGUGAAUGCUUGGGGUUUAAUAUGAUGCUCCAUAGUAUUUCAGAAAUCUAUAGUAUUUCAUGAAAAUGCAAAAUGAGAACUGGUAUUAACAAUGAGAUCAGAAGUUCAUCCAUUACCACUUGAUUCAGCAGUUUGGGGAUGGCUGUGAGGUCUUUGUGGGAUUUGUAGGUCUACAUACACGGGGAAAAAGGUUCUGAGAAGGGCAUUAAUCAUUAAUGAUGAAAAUGUAGUUCUGCUUAGUGUCUAUAUUUGGAGAAACAAUACAUUUGUUAAGUUUGUUGGUGUGCUAAGUAUGGCGAUUGUGUUAUUCAUAAGAUCAGAACAAGCUGAUAUUCAAGGUUCUGAGUUUACUUCCAUUUAUCAAUGUUCUUGGACUAUUGAUUAAGCAAAAAGUGUGCAAUUAUAUCUAGGACCAGUCACCCUGACUGUUACGUUGUGCAAAAGCAUACACUACCAAUUCUGUAAAAGUGAAAUUACGGCUUUCAAAUUCAUUGAAGUUCGUAAGAGGAUCUUAAAACUAGACUGAUUCUAUUAAAUUUAAACUUUGAGGAAGGCCUAGUCUUAGCAGCUUCACCUAUGAAAUCCUGCAAAUAUUAUACAGUGGAUAUUUAUAUAAACAAAACCAAAGUAUUACUAUUAGUAUAUUACUAAUGCAAUAAACGUAAAUAUGUUUUGCUCAAAGUUAUCUCCCCUUUAGGUCGCUUACGUUUUGAAAGUAGGUCACCAGCGUGACUUAAUUUUUUCUUUUUCUCUUGGAUUUUCUGGUUUGCGCGGUGGAGACUUACGUGCGCCAGUGGCUUUCAAAUUCAUUGAAGUUUGUAAGAGGUUCUCAAAACUACACUGAUUCUAUUAAAUUUAAACUUUGAGGAAGGCCUAGUCUUAGCAGCUUUACCUAUGAAAUCCUGCAAAUAUUAUACAGCGAAUAUUUAUAUAAACAAAACCAAAGUAUUACUAUUAGUAUAUUACUAAUGCAAUAAACGUAAGUAUGUGUUGCUCAAAGUUAUCUCCCCUUUACGUCGCUUUCGUUUUGAAAGUAGGUCACCAGCGUGACUUAAUUUUUUCUUUUUUUUUCUUGGAUUUUCUGUUUUGCGUGGUGGAGACUUAUGUGCGCCAGCCUUAGCACAGCAUAAUGACCCAGGAGUCUCACCAAUGCGGCUUAAUCUACAGCUGUACGUGGGAAGGUCUACCGCCAUCAUGUAAGUGAAAUAUCCCUGAGUACGGCGUAAAACAACAAUCAAAUAAAUAAAUAAAAUUUUAACGCACAAUCCUGUCUAAGUAGGGAUGCUAUACACAUUCUUCUGACCUAUGCUGGGCAAAUGGGGACACUUCUCCAACACAGUGUUUGAUGCACUAUUCUGUCUGAGAGGGAUGCUGUACACAUUCUUCUGACCUAUGCUGGGCAAAU